UCACGCUCUCACAUCGUCAGCUGACAGAAUGCUGACCAAUCCUGUACAGUUCGUAGAGACCAAAAUGGCAGCAGUUAGCUGAAGGAGCAAUGUCGUAAUUGAAAUGGGUUUCCAGCUGUUGUUAAAUCCUUUAUUCUGCACACGCUUUCGUUCCAUGACGCUCAGAAUUGUUAUCAUCGCGUUAUGAACUUGGAAUUUAAGUAUUUUCUCGAGCAGAUGUUGUGUUUCCUAGCAGCUCAGUAACACCAUGGGCGGUAAACAAAGCACGACUACAUCGAAUUCACGAGGACUACCUUCUGGAUCUGCCGACAGUGGGACGGCGACAUCCACUGGAGCUGCAGGGGAGACAGGAGGUGGACUGUCUCUGUUGGCAGGUCCUCACCGAUCUGUGUCAGGGUCGAGUGCCGAUGCUAGAAUUCGGGCUCGGAGUCUAUCCAGUGUGUUGAACGGACACUCAGGACAACCCCUCACUAUACCACCAACGCAAAGUGGUUUCGGAACCCCUGACUCGCCUCCUGAGUCAGGAGCCAGCACACCGGAUAGUAUGCCGUUCGGUAGGGUCUUUGCAGCGCACUCGCUCCCUGUGCAGUUCGUGUCUUUCAACGGAAUCAAGUGUCCUGUAUGUUCCAAAUUUGUCCUGCCAGAUGACGUUGAGUGUCAUCUUGUCAUGUGCUUGACGAAGCCCCGCAUCAGUUACAAUGAUGACGUCCUAACCGAAGACAAGGGAGAGUGUGUAAUCUGCCUUGAGGACCUGACACAAGGGGACACAAUUGCUCGACUACCUUGCCUUUGCAUAUAUCACAAGAGGUGUAUAGACGCCUGGUUCGAAGUCAACCGCUCGUGCCCUGAACACCCACUCGACUGAUCCUCCUCUCAGAUAAUGGAGGCUUCCCAACCUGAGGAGCAACAGCACGCCCGCACGCACCUCUUCUGUACGAGUGUGUACCACACAAUGUAGUCACACACACAAAACAACACAAAAUUUGCUGUGCCUUUGUUGACACCAACCUCCAACAUGUGAAUGCGGGCAUGCUGGGCGCUCGUAUGCCGUUUGACACACCAUGUAGGUGAAUCUACGUCCGACUGUGAUGCUUUGUAUGACACAAACAUUAGAGUGUCAAGAGACCGAACAAGAGUCAAAGAAAACGUUUGGGUCUCCUUCGAACACUAGUGGGAUUGCCAUAAAAGUGUAAAAGUCAACUGUG
This is a messenger RNA of Ornithodoros turicata, 1205 nucleotides long. Its product is annotated as E3 ubiquitin-protein ligase ZNRF2-like. Gene Ontology annotation, biological process: proteasome-mediated ubiquitin-dependent protein catabolic process; protein K48-linked ubiquitination. Gene Ontology annotation, molecular function: ubiquitin protein ligase activity. Gene Ontology annotation, cellular component: membrane; cytoplasm; intracellular membrane-bounded organelle. The record is from RefSeq and is a predicted model, not a curated record. NCBI's taxonomy places the organism in Eukaryota, Metazoa, Arthropoda, Arachnida, Ixodida, Argasidae. The transcript is spliced from 4 exons. Bases 248 to 865 code for a protein of 205 amino acids.